UUGCCGAGGCGGCGCCGCCCUCGGCCGGCCUGCGUGCGUGGCUGCGGGCGCCGAGGCGUCCGGUGCCCCGGGUGGGAGCGUGAGCGCGGACGGCAUGGGAUAGGACGCCGCCAUGGUGCGCCGAGAUCGCCUCCGCAGGAUGAGGGAGUGGUGGGUCCAGGUGGGGCUGCUAGCUGUGCCCCUGCUGGCAGCCUACCUGCACAUCCCACCCCCGCAGCUCUCCCCUGCGCUUCACUCAUGGAAGUCAUCAGGCAAAUUCUUCACCUAUAAGGGGCUGCGCAUCUUCUACCAAGACUCUGUGGGUGUGGUUGGAAGUCCUGAGAUAGUUGUGCUUUUACAUGGUUUUCCAACAUCCAGCUAUGAUUGGUACAAGAUUUGGGAAGGUCUGACCCUGAGAUUUCAUCGGGUGGUUGCCCUCGAUUUCUUAGGCUUUGGGUUCAGUGACAAACCGAGACCACACCACUAUUCCAUAUUUGAGCAGGCCAGCAUUGUGGAGGCGCUUCUGCGGCACCUGGGGCUCCAGAACCGCAAAAUCAACCUUUUGUCUCAUGAUUAUGGAGAUAUUGUUGCUCAGGAGCUGCUCUAUAGGUUCAAGCAGAAUCGAUCUGGCCGCCUUACCAUCAAGAGUCUCUGUCUGUCCAAUGGAGGUAUAUUUCCUGAGACUCACCGGCCUCUCCUCCUUCAAAAGCUGCUGAAAGAUGGUGGCGUGCUCUCACCAAUCCUCACACGUUUGAUGAACUUCUUUGUCUUCUCUCGAGGUCUCACCCCAGUCUUCGGGCCAUACACGCGCCCCUCCGAGAGCGAGCUGUGGGAUAUGUGGGCAGGGAUCCGCAACAACGAUGGUAACCUGGUUAUCGACAGUCUCCUGCAGUACAUCAAUCAGAGGAAGAAGUUUAGAAGACGCUGGAUUGGAGCAUUGGCCUCUGUAAACAUUCCCAUUCAUUUCAUCUAUGGGCCAAUGGAUCCUGUGAACCCCUUUCCAGAAUUUUUGGAGCUGUACAGGAAAACGCUGCCGCGGUCCACAGUGUCGAUUCUGGAUGACCACAUUAGCCACUAUCCACAGCUAGAGGAUCCCAUGGGCUUCUUGAAUGCAUAUAUGGGCUUCAUCAACUCCUUCUGAGCUGGAGAGCAUAGCUUCCCUGUAUUAUUCCCCCCCCCCCACCCCCCAAAUCCCUGAUCUCUUGUGUAUUCCUUAGGAAGAAAGGCCCAACAGAGGUUCUGGCCACCAAACACUAUUCUCUUCCAAGGUCCACCUGCCUCACUUGGUGAACAGCGUAGAGUAAAAUGCCAGCAGAAGCUCUGACUGAGGGGACCUGGUAGUUCACCUCCCAUUCCUCUGACAUCUGGCCACGUGUAUAGACUCACCUUUGUCGUUGUGUUAUUAGGAAAUUCUGAUGAGCACUACCACUCACUGACGCUAAAAGCUAUUCAGUCAGUCACUUAAGUUUAUAAACAAAAACCCAUGAAUUUUGGAAAUACUUUAAAAUAUUGGCCCAACUCCUGUUGGAUCUUAAAGACUGAGGCGCUGCCUCACUUUUCCUUGAGUGGCAUUGAGGGCAAGUACUGUUCUAAAUUCCUGAACAGCCUCAAGUGAGAGUGGGUGGUCUCCCUUGCCAUACAUUUGGAUUUAGUUUCCUCUGCUGCUUCUAACUAGAACUUCUGUUGGAGUAGAUUUUAGUUUUUAAUUUAGUCUUCUAAGUAUGCUAGAGUUUAGUCUUUUACGUAUGCUUUGAAUAUGAUUUACUUAAACACACACACACACAUAUAUAUUUUUUACUAAACCAGCAGAUACUUACUCUGCUAGAGUAGUGAACCUUACUAAUAAGUGUUAAAUUUCAGAAUAAACUGAACUAAAUCCAAAUUCUGCAGAAUUUCCUAAAAUCACAGGACAUUAAGGACCAACAGCAUCUGUGCCAGAGAUUCACUGUUAUUUGUGGUUAGAAUUGGUCUUUCCAGCAAAUAACAGUACUGAUUCUUCAUACCUCAGUGCUUAGACACAUGUCCCUCCCGAGCUGGAGGGGAGGGGAUCGUGGUGUAGUCCAAGUUACCAUGCUGAAUGUACACUGAUUCCUCCGAGAAUGAUUGCUUAACUUCUCAUUGGUUGUCCCAGAGAGACUGCCGCACGUAACGUAGCAAUUCCUGUACUUUAUACACAGGAAUGUUCCAGAAACUUUUAAGAAAAAAUUCUGAAAGCAAUGGUGCUGAAUAUUUUUUUUAAAGCCACACUUUCAUUGUCUUAGUCAAAACAGUGAUUUUUAUUAGCAACCUCAAGUAUACUGAAACUGGAAUAAGUGUUUAUUUUCUAUUAAUAAAAAUGAAUUUUGACAAAA
Messenger RNA from Suncus etruscus (white-toothed pygmy shrew), 2330 nucleotides. RefSeq names its product mesoderm specific transcript (gene MEST). Lineage: Eukaryota; Metazoa; Chordata; Mammalia; Eulipotyphla; Soricidae. Bases 113 to 1120 code for a protein of 335 amino acids. The transcript is spliced from 12 exons. Gene Ontology annotation, molecular function: catalytic activity. The record is from RefSeq and is a predicted model, not a curated record.